AUGGCCUCGAGAUACAGCGCCGCCCGUCCAAAGCGCGCCGGCGAGGCAUAUGCCCGGGCGCAUCAUGCUGAGGCUAGCCCCGACUCCAAGAAAGUAAAGUUCGACGUGCGAAAUCCCUCCGCCUUGGCCAUAGAUGCCGGCGACGACGGUGACGACGGCCCGGACGCAUACCUCGAGGCAGACGCAGAAGUCAUUCGUGGAAGUGCGGCCACCAAGCGAGGGGCUGUAAACAUCGACGGCUAUGACUCAGAUUCAGACCGCGAGGAGAUGGGCGCCAUUCGAACAGAGAAGAAACCCGACAAGAACGUCGAUGAUGUAGACGACAUGUUCGCUGACGAAGACGGCAACGAGAAAGACGACGACGUCGACCAACCCACAGGCAAAAAGAGCAAGGAGGUCCGCUUCUUGGACAACUCGGAAAUCGAAGGCCAGGACCUGAGAUCCAAGGGCGGCGGUACCGUCCGCUUAGACGAGGAAUCUGACGACGACGAAGACGAGGAGGCCAUUGCACUCGCCAUACAAGAGGAGGACAUCGACGAAGAGGUCGGCGCCGGUGGCUUGAAGAAACAUGCCCCCAAGGUCGAGGCAUUCAACUUGAGAUCCGAGGAGGAGGAAGGUCGUUUCGACGAGUCUGGCAACUUCGUGCGAAAAGCAGCCGACAAAGAUGCGCAACACGACCGCUGGCUCGAAGGUCUCAGCAAGAAGGAGAUGAAGAAGGCUGCCGAGGCCCACGAGAAGCGCGAGGCGGAGAUACGCCAGAAGAUGAGAGAAGACGACAACAUCUUGACCUCGGACCUCCUCAAGCGAUUGAUCAUUCGCCUGGAACCUACCGAAACAGCCCUGGAGGCUCUGGCAAGGCUCGGAAAGGGGCAGACCAAGACCAAGAGGGUCCCCAAGUGGAAGCAAAAGAAGCAGAAGCAGAAGGACGACGCCAUGGAUGUCGAUGCCGAGAAAGAGGCCGAGGACCCCGAACAAGCUCGUAUCAAGGACGCGAUCAACGCUAUCACCGAUGCCGCCGACAAGUUGCUCGCCAGGGAGCGCCCAGACAUCUAUGAUCGAGAACGAGAGGUUCUGGUUCGAGAAUGGAGCAAGGAGACCCAAGAGCGCUGGGUCGAGCCAGAGCCGGAAAGGGAGGCUGAGCCUACGAAAAAGAUGUGGGAGUACAGAUGGACGGAUGGUAGAGACGACGCCGCCAAGCAGGGACCCUACGACGGCCCAACCAUGAAGGCGUGGCAGGACGCUGGCUACUUCGGAGAGGGCAUUGAGUUUAGACAGCUUGGCGAUGAGGCAUGGUCGAGAGUUGUCAGCUUUGUAUGA
Messenger RNA from Truncatella angustata, 1317 nucleotides. RefSeq lists its product as uncharacterized. Bases 1 to 1317 code for a protein of 438 amino acids. Gene Ontology annotation, molecular function: protein binding. NCBI's taxonomy places the organism in Eukaryota, Fungi, Ascomycota, Sordariomycetes, Amphisphaeriales, Sporocadaceae. Gene Ontology annotation, cellular component: U5 snRNP. The transcript has a single exon. The record is from RefSeq and is a predicted model, not a curated record.